This is a messenger RNA of Morchella sextelata, 267 nucleotides long. RefSeq lists its product as uncharacterized. Lineage: Eukaryota; Fungi; Ascomycota; Pezizomycetes; Pezizales; Morchellaceae. The record is from RefSeq and is a predicted model, not a curated record. The transcript has 2 exons. The coding region runs from base 1 to 267 and encodes 88 amino acids.
AUGUAUGCAGCAGUAGAGGCAAACCACUUUUCCGAGAGCAAGGACGACUUUGCAGACGGCACUGGUAGUGUUUCCCCUGAACAGGUGGUGGGAGUACUGCUGUUAUUAUCUCCUCCACCCGGCAAUGCAGCUGCGACUGGGUACACUCUUGCCCAUUCACUGGGAGUCCUUAGCGUGGAGGAGGAAGGGGAGGAGGAGGCCGUUGCUGAGGACGAGGAGGAGGAGGCCAGGCCACGCAGGCUACCAUUGCCGCAGCGAAUGCCCUGA